Fomitiporia mediterranea MF3/22 is the source of this 1050-nucleotide messenger RNA. Its product is annotated as NADP-dependent mannitol dehydrogenase. Gene Ontology annotation, molecular function: oxidoreductase activity, acting on NAD(P)H, oxygen as acceptor. The transcript is spliced from 8 exons. Gene Ontology annotation, cellular component: intracellular anatomical structure. The coding region runs from base 132 to 923 and encodes 263 amino acids. NCBI's taxonomy places the organism in Eukaryota, Fungi, Basidiomycota, Agaricomycetes, Hymenochaetales, Hymenochaetaceae. The record is from RefSeq and is a predicted model, not a curated record.
GAGGACCGUGGGCUACGUCAGUGGGCGUCAAUCAUCUUCGGCCUUUGCCGUCUCCUGCCAUCGCCACUCAAUAUAAGACUGGCUUACGAUGUCUCGCUCGUCCUCACUCUUCAAGUUCAACUAGUAUCACCAUGGUUAAGGGAUUCAGUUUUGACUUUUCUGGUAAAUGUAUCAUCGUCACAGGUGGUAACCGUGGCAUUGGCUAUGAAUUCAGCAGGGCCUGCGCUCAAGCUGGCGCUAGUGUUGCAAUUAUCUACAGGGCCUCAAAGAAUGCAGAGGAAGUGGCGGAGAAAAUUGGCAAAGAGUUCGGCGUGAAGACCAAAGCCUAUAAGUGUGAUGUUGGGGACGAAAAGCUUGUUAUCGAGACCGUCAAGAAGAUUGAUGACGAGCUCGGGCCAGUCUCUGGUCUCAUCGCCAACGCUGGUGUAAGCGUCAUAAAGCCUGCGAUUGAGCUCACCACAGAAGACUUUCGUAAAGUGUACGACGUGAACGUCCUUGGUGUCUUCAACACGGCCAAAGCUGUCGCUAAGCUUUGGAUUGACCGCAAGGCACAGAGUGGAUCCAUCGUGAUCACUUGCUCAAUGAGCUCGCAGAUAAUAAACAUUGUCGAUCAGAACGAGCCUCUCACACAGGUCUUUUAUAAUUCAUCCAAAGGCGCAGUGUCCAAUCUUACGAAGGGCCUCGCCGCCGAAUGGGCGAAGCAUGGCAUUCGUGUGAACGCACUUUCUCCUGGCUAUGUGAGCACGGAUCAGACUGCGCACAUGGACCGUAAGGUUCUCGAGAACCAGGCGAAAGGCAUCCCACUUGGUCGCUUUGCAGAGCCACAUGAGAUGACGGGACAGGCAAUUCUUCUUCUGUCUGAUCACGCAUCAUACAUGACCGGCGGAGAGUACUUCGUCGAUGGGGGUCAGUUGAUUUGGUAAAUCAUCACAAGUCCGGAACGGUUAGCAAGCAUGAGUUAUAAGGCCUUCUCCUACAUUACAGUAUGCAAUUGGCCUGGAUGUCUCACAUGUAUAGUAGGACCGAAAAUAUAAAGGAAAUGGUUGUCCG